Messenger RNA from Petromyzon marinus (sea lamprey), 7950 nucleotides. It is a transcript of the gene SLC5A7, whose product is annotated as solute carrier family 5 member 7. Gene Ontology annotation, molecular function: choline:sodium symporter activity. NCBI's taxonomy places the organism in Eukaryota, Metazoa, Chordata, Hyperoartia, Petromyzontiformes, Petromyzontidae. Gene Ontology annotation, cellular component: dendrite; axon; perikaryon. Gene Ontology annotation, biological process: synaptic transmission, cholinergic; transmembrane transport; neuromuscular synaptic transmission. The record is from RefSeq and is a predicted model, not a curated record.
UGUGGAGUGCGAGACAUUCCCGAGGUAGCUCCGCCUCCACGUCUGCGCUCACAGCUCAACGUGAUUGUUCCUUGGGAGCAGUGGGCGCACGCCGAGCACCGGGGCACGGUCAUUAGGCGCACUCACUGGUGCAGUGCUUCGUAGUAUCACCGGGGAAAUAUAGCAAUAGCAGUGGCUCGUGCUGCAAAGAGUCAGUCUGUAGAGACGCUGUUGGCUCGUUUUGCUGGCCAAUGCUUUCUUACAUUGAAAAGUUGGUAAGCAAGACGCGCCCGGCCGAUCAGCUGUGGUAUCCCCGUUAAUAACGCCGAGGGGACAGCGAAGGACGACGGUUCGAUUCCAUCUCAACAGUCGCUCCGAGAGGACUGGCGAUCUCUGGAUUGUGAGUUCAGCGUUGCUAACCAUUGCACCACUGGCCGCUGUCUUCAUGUUGCGGUUACAAAGAUAGAGUGGACAAAAGUGUGUAUUCGACCUGCAGGAGUUACGAUUCAAAAGAUUCGUACCCUACUCCACUCCCUGCCAAGUACCCAUCGCAACAUCUGAAACUUGGGGCACGUCAAAGACAGACUUAUAAGUGUGCAGCGCCCUUCAUAGAGCAGGGUGCGAUACAGCCUUGCAAUAAACUCUCAGCGUUCUGACGAUCAAGGACGUUGACUGGAACACAGCUAUUGAUCAAGCUGGCGAUGACAACCUGAUGACAGCCCCAACCAAGAAUCGUAACGAAAUUGACGGCAAUCCGGCACGCGGUCAGACAAGGACACGAAGAACGAAUUUCACAAAGUCGGGGAAAGCCCCAAGAACAAUCCCAGAUACUCAAAUAUCACCCGUUGUUGAUAAUGUAUUUAACCAACCACAAUCCUGAAAGGAGCUAAACGAGCACCAACGAAUCUCAAAGAAUCUGGCAACAGCCAACCAGGAACAACGCGAGCUCAAAGAACACAAAUUGACAACCUCACAACAUCAAUUCAAUAGCAAUAGCUCAGGACCAAUCGAUCCUUUUAUUCUGAUUUAAAAAAUCAACACAAAAACACAUCUAUCAAUGACAAUCUAGGAACAGUCUAAUGUCAACUACAAUAAUAUUCUGACCAGAAGAACCACUGAACAAUCAUAGAACGCAAACAUUUUCAUCACUGACACUAUUAACAGCCCAGGAGUUACAAAUAACUCACAGACCACCCGCAGCGCAUGGUUAUCUGAUGACAACAUCAAUUAGCACGUACAAACAAUACGGAGCAAUCUGACGGCGUUUCUAAAUCCCCACCACCAUCACUAACGACUAUCCAAAAAGUAUCCAACAAAAAAACCAGCCUAACGGUAGACCACCCAUCAUUCGUCAUAUUACAAGGAGCGAUAUUACCAGACUACACAACCAGAGACCAACCAACCCCCCCCCCCCCCUCAAAAUCUGUACAACCUGAGCAGCAGCAACAGCGAGAGGUAUCAUUUCUGGCUGCAGCUGUCAAAAUGGCGAUUCACGUGGCUGGUCUGGUAGCCAUUAUCCUCUUCUAUGGCAUUAUCCUGGCCGUGGGGAUCUGGGCCGCAUGCCGAACCAAGAACGUCGGCGUGGGCGAGGGGAUGGAGCGCAGCGAGGCCAUCAUGGUGGGCGGCAGAGACAUCGGCCUGCUCGUCGGCGUGUUCACGAUGACAGCGACGUGGGUGGGAGGUGGAUACAUCAACGGGACGGCAGAGGCGAUCUACCUGCCCAGCUCUGGGCUCGCGUGGGCACAAGCUCCCUUCGGAUACGCCAUGAGUCUCGUUCUUGGAGGCCUCUUCUUCGCCAAGCCGAUGCGCUCGCGGGGCUACGUGACGAUGCUCGAUCCCUUCCAGCUGCUCUACGGGAAACGCAUGGGUGGCCUGCUCUUCCUGCCUGCGCUCUGCGGAGAGAUCUUCUGGUCGGGCGCCAUCCUGUCUGCUCUGGGAGCGACGCUGAGCGUGAUCGUGGACAUCAACAUCGACAUGGCCGUGGUGGUAUCGGCCUGCAUUGCGGUGCUCUACACGCUUGUGGGAGGGCUCUACUCCGUGGCCUACACGGACGUCGUGCAGCUUAUCUGCAUCUUCCUGGGCCUGGGUCUCAGCGUUCCGUUUGCCCUGAUGAACCCGGCCGUGAGCAGCAUCUCAGAAACGGCUCACGCGUCCGACACGCAGCCCGGCUGGUUGGGCAGCGUGGAUCCGCGCGACGCCUUUAUCUGGGUGGACAACUACCUCCUGCUCAUGCUGGGCGGAAUCCCAUGGCAGGUUUACUUCCAGCGUGUUCUGUCCGCGUCGUCAGCUGCCUACGCACAGGUGCUGUCCUACCUGGCGGCCUUCGGCUGCCUUGUGAUGGCUGUGCCCUGCAUCAUCAUCGGCGCUGUGGGGGCCUCGACGAACUGGAACGAGACGAGCUACGGCCUGCCUGACCCCAAGGCUCGCAAUGAGAGUGACAUGAUCCUGCCCAUCGUGAUGCAGCACCUGUGCCCCGAGUACAUCUCCUUCUUUGGCCUGGGUGCCGUGGCGGCAGCCGUCAUGUCCUCCGCCGAUUCCUCCAUCCUCUCUGCCUCCUCCAUGUUCGCUCGCAACAUCUACAAGUUGGCCGUGCGACAGCAGGCCUCUGACACGGAGAUCGUGUGGGUAAUGCGCAUCACCGUCUUCAUCUUCGGUUUCGCGGCCACAGCCCUGGCCCUGCUCGCCAAAUCCGUCUACGGCCUCUGGUAUCUGAGCUCGGACCUGGUGUAUGUCAUCCUCUUUCCGCAACUAAUCUGCGUGCUCUUCAUCAAGGGCGCCAACACGUACGGUUCGAUCACAGCCUAUGUGGUGGGCCUGCUCUUCCGCAUCAGCGGCGGGGAGCCCUAUCUGCACCUCGACCCGCUAAUAUGUUACCCGGGCUGCUAUAUCACCGACUUUGGGCAGGGCCCCGUCACUGUGCAGCGAUUCCCAUUCAAGACGCUCUCCAUGCUUGUGUCCUUCCACGUGAACAUUGCCGUCUCCUACCUGGCCAAGUACCUGUUCGAGAAGGGGCACUUGUCGCCACGCUUUGACUUCCUCGAUUGCGUCGUCGCCAUGGACAGCCGCGAGACGCUGGAGAAGGCCACGCUGGUGCGGGGCGGCUCUGCCUACCCCAUGGACUUGAGCGAUGGGGCCGUGGGUCCAGCGGCGGCCGUGGCUGCGAUGGCUGGAGGCGGAGGUGGCGGUGGCGGUGGCUUGCUCAUGGCCGAGUUAGCGCCGGCUGUUCUGGCGAGCGUCGGGGGGGCGGUGCUGCUGCAGACGUCGGCGGCGGCGGGGAGCGGCAGUGGCGGCGGACGGGCCCGGUUUGCGAGGUCUCGCCGAGGCCCUGAGCUGGUGGCAGCGGCAGAGGCCGCAGCGAAUGACAGCAGUAGCAGCGACGGCAGCAGUGGAGGAGGGGGGGUGCUGAGUUCUGCAUCAUCUCCUGAGGAGAUCUCCCACGGCGUGCCGCGCUGAGGUCUCGUGAGGGCCCAAACGUGAAUGAAAAAGUGAUGAGAUGGCGGUGGUGGGGCAGAGCAGACCGGUAGAAGGUGGAGCACAAUAGUCAACCACAUUCUAGCCCUAACCAACAACCCAACCUGGCCUAGGCCUAACCCUGACCCUGGUGUCCACACGUUUUGUUAUUUUUUUUCAUGUUUGGUCUUUUACAGAAUGGGUCCUCCACAGCCUCCUCUUCUUCAACAAUCGAGAACACCCAAAUAUAUCAUUCACCCUUCGAGCAAUCGCGUGUAACCGUCUUGUUGAGCGUGCGUCUCCGCACAUUUAAAACAUAUUUUUCAUUUGGCAACAGGUUUCCUGGCAUUUAAUACCAUCUCGGAAUGGUCUGCACAUGUUUAAUGCUCAGUAACGUCAUCAAGUGCUGCUUCUAUAAACGCUCUUUCGUCUCUAGACAUAGCACCCUCGUUACUAACUGCGAGGUCCGUCUAGUUUCACAUCCUACUCAGUCUAGACAGCCUUCCAUCUUCAGUCACUGCUGCUUGCCCUUCCAGGUCAGGACUUCCAAGAGACUACAAAUCUCCAAAUUUCGACUAAAAACGUAACUGCUUAAAUGUCUCGCUGUAGUUAUUUUCAAACGUCUUUCUCACUUCCUCUUUCUUUGGUUGAUGUUAACUAUUUUCACCUUUCCAUGCAUAGUGCCCUGAGAAAGAUUGUUUUAAGAGCGCUUUAUAAAUGUAAAUUAUUAGAAAUUUUAAAUGCUUAAUGCAAACUGUCCACCUCAAUGGUAAACGAUGCUUAAUAUUUCAAAGUAAAACCUGUUCUUAAAACACGACUAGGAAAGUAUCUCGAUUGAGUACAGUCCAUGUUUAUGUUCAUCUGAUAAUCGCAUAACGCACAGAAACGUAUGCGGAAAAAAAAUGCCCCUAUUAAUGGACUUCGCAACAAGAUAAAGAGCUCUUGCCGAGUAGCAACGCAAUGGGUGCGUAAUGAUCCACCUGAACUGCCCUCCCUCACGUCCGCCAGCAAGUUUAUGAAAUUGGCAAACUUUGGCAUCCCGAUUCACGAAUCUACAAUUUUUAUUUAGUUUUUUCAAAUGCUUCUUAUUUGUAUUUUUUUCUCUCGAAAUGUUUCGGUAAAAUUUCGUACUACUUAACCUACUAAAAUAACGUAAUAUGUUUCACGAACCAAAUAUUGGCACGUGCAUAAACGCCCAUUGAAUGAAGUUGGCCAAACUUCCCAAUAUAGGAUGGUAAAGCUUGGGCAAUUGCAUGUGCACCGUUUCCGGCAUCCUUCCCAAGUGCUUGGCCGCGUUUUUUUUUCCCUGUGCCUACAUGCGAACAAAAAUCUGUGCACGUUACAAUAUCUACAGCAGAGUAUGACCUGCAAUUUGCGCUGAAUAGUGCCGCUGUGUAAAAAUAAGACAUUCUUGUUAUACGUAUACACUUUGUAAAUAAUUUAUUCUCUACACAAAGUGAUACACCGAUCAAAAGCCUUAGAGUAUAUGUUAAUUGAUGAACCAAUGCAUUGAGUUGAAAGCAUCUUCAUAAUCAGAAUCAACCAUGAUCAAUCCACAGUUGGGUGAAGGUCUCACAAUGCCGGUGGCAUCUUUCACGAUCCUGUGAUGAUGCAACGAGCCAUCAGCAUCCACACAUUAAAUAUUUGUAUCGCUCCAUCUCCUUGGUGGUGCUCUCAGAUUCAUGCCAUUCCUGGGCUGCCACUCCAUUAUUAGUCUUGACAAUGGUUCACCGUUACGUGUCCUGCCCAAGCCCGCUCAUUUUUAUUCACGGUGUAGAUGUUGUCAUUAACCUGUGUUCUAAUGUUCUUGUGCUCCUCUUGCUGUCUCUCAAUGCAAUUCCUCGCAAGCAACUCUCUGUACGUCUUUGCAUACUUUUAACAUUUUUGUUUCUUAUUUUUUGUGACUGACCACAGAGUUUCCGAACCGUGCGUCAGAGCAGAGUGGCACUCACCGAUUAAGCUUCAUGGAACAUAAACAUUUAAUCUCGAAUUGCAGUCAGGCUUGCCGUUAUAGAACUCUAUGGGUGACACUUAAGUAUAAACAAUGAGUGCCGGUGUUGUGCCUGAACGUGACUUUAAAUUGCGGGACGCCCAGUUGAGGUAUAUACAGUAUCUACAAGACAAGAGCUCUUUGUGUUUCGUGUCUUGUCUUCCUGUACCUACGCACUAGUACAUAUAUACACACAGCUCUGUGUAAAGUAGUGACAUUUGUCUUCGCCUUCCCAUGCCUCUUGGGAAGAUUAUAGUCUCGUAGCUCUGGCCACUUACGUGAUGUGUGUUGGUGUUGGUCGUUAUACUGUGAAAUUAAUCGCAUCGGAAACGAUCCGUCAUCCGUGUUGUCUUAUCAAAACCGCAACGUGGACUUUUGCACCAAAAAAAUAUGAACACCUCGGAAUACCACCCGUCCAGUUGUCUCACACACCCUGAACAUUCUGGGAAUUGGGGUUUGUAUUCGGGUCGUGCAGGAACCGACUUGUAUGAAGACCUGGUACAAGUUUUGCUGUGUUGCACUUUAUUAAAAGUAACCUGCACAGUUCUGAGAAAAGGCCCGAGUGCUGACUGAGAGAAUAUGUAUAGGUAUGGUCUGUGAUGGAAUAGGUGACAGCCAAAGGUCCACCGGGUGAUACAAGCAUAAUUUUGUCAAGUAAUUGUUUUCAUGUUUUCAAGUGCAUAAUAGAGGUUUUUGGAUUAGAUCACGUGUCGUUAAACCCGCCACCACCCGACAUAGCCAAUUAGUAAGGUUGAUCACGUAAACAAAAUACGAUAAUUAGUUCCUAGUUCAGUACACCGGUUUGUUGGAGAAUAAACCCACAACAUUUACAAUUUGUGUACAGCAUUUCGCCGGUAAUUACAACCAACCUCAUCAGGCGACAGCCAGUUGUGGAUAAAUACUCCUGUUUCGGUCUUAAAUAGUGAGAUAAAUGUGAUGUCAUCACUUGGAUCCAAUCAGGUGCGAAGACCGGGGGGGGGGGGGGGGUUAACGUAUUAAUAUGAAUUACUAUUAUUGGUUGUGUUACUACCAACGAAACUUGACUGGUACUGUAAUUGUAAGUGUUGUGGGUUUACUCUCCAACACUGGUGUGCUGCAGUAGUAACGAAGUAGCAUGUUUUGUUUACCUGACAAAUCUUAUUCAUUGGUUGUGUCGAGUGGUGGGAGGUUUAACGACACAUUUAUAUUUACCCAAUAUAACCAAAACACCUAUGGAUUUUGGGAGCGAAAGCCUACGUGUUAUGAAAUGGUUUACACGUUCAUUAAGCGAAUAAUUAUUGGACAUCCUCAGCUUACAUUAAUGACUUUGUGCUAUAUGUCUCAUAGCUUCCAUCAUGACCGCUUAUAUUUUAUUUACACAGUGACUGUAUUUUUAUGGACUCCGAGGACCGGGGCGUUAGAAAAUCAAGGAUAAACUAUUAUCCUGCCUUAGAUAGUGCUGAUGGGGUAAAUACCUUGGAGGGUGUGGGAGUGUAGCGUGUCUAGAAAUAAUCAUGAGCGUCGCUGUGGAGAUUAAAAGUAACACAAUGCAUAUGCAAAUAAUGCACCUCCUUCGAGAAGCUGUCCCUGCACAUGAAAAAAAAUAAAAUUGCCGAUGAAACACUGUCAAAACCGGUCCCGAGUUUGCUUGUGUUGAGCCGAUGCUGCUGAAGUGAUGUGCUCCCCAGCAGGUUAAUUAUAGACACGGGGAGGGCGCGCAUUGCCCACUUCGUUAUGUCUUACAACAUGAAAUCUUCAUGGUUCAAGGCAUUGGUUCAACACAAGCAAAAUCUCCACCGGUUACGACAUUCGGUGUCUUAUCAGCAGGGUCAGGAUUGCUUGCACAAAUGUAUGUACGUGAACUGCUUUCGCACUGUACGUAGACAACCGUGCUAAUUGGAGGUGCGGGGAAGGACAACAAACUAAACACAAAAAUCAGUUCUAGAGAAAUGCGCUUUCAAUCUAGUUGAUUUAAAAGUACACCGCUACAGUGGCUUCUUAUAUCGGAAGAGCGUCCCAGACAGCCGCAGAAGCUCAUCUGAAAGCGCGCGAUGCGGUGACCGUCUGUGAUGGGACUGCUUGAUGAACUGUCAGGUUAUUCUAGGCGGGGGCCAUCUUUGUUAGAUGUGGGUCCUUGUUCUGGUUCAAAACGCGAUAAUGCACAACACAUUUUAAUAAGCGUCGUUGUGGAGAAUGUAAGCCACAAAAUAAAUAAUGAGACCAUGCUGUAGUAGCGAUGGGAAGGGGCAGGGUGAGUGUUUGAAUGCCGUCACACUCGAGUUACUGCUUCUUAAUUGCGAGCGGCUGCACCUCGUGGCAGCCUGGGCCCAGUGCCCCCGGGCACGCGCUGAUUGAGCCGCCGCCUCGCGUGGGGAGAUCGCUUUCGGGGGAUGACGUCGAGUGGUGAACGGUGGUGGUUGUGAACGGCCGUAAAACAGUGGGGUUGGUGGAUCAUGCUGGUAUGAUGGUGAUAACGGUGACAGCAUUGAUGGUGGUGGAAAUAUUUGUGGUCGUGGUGUUGACGAAAUUGACAAUGAAGAUGGUGAUCAAAA